AUGGUGGACACUAGGGGAGUCAGCCCAGUGAGGCAAGAUAGAAGAUCCACUAGGUUUUCAAGGGGACCGUACUCAGGAUCAAAUAGCACUCAGUCUCGAGAAAGUUCAUCUCAAGAGAAGAGUAGUAGGAGUGGUUCAAGAUCAAGUUCUUUCAGAGGGCCGCUUAAAUGCUUCAGGUGUGGAAGGCCACACAUGGUGAAGGACUGCCCACAGCCGAGGAUAGCUUGCAACAACUGUGGGAAGUCAGGACACAUUGCCAAUGAGUGCUGGGCCGCUAAGAGAAGUGGUAGUGCAAGUGCAGCUCAGAGGCCGAAAUCAAGAGGAAGUACGGGGCAGAAGUCGAGCAUUCUUGGCAGAAUCUUUGCUAUGAGCGGGGUAGAGGCUUCACAGUCAGAAGAGCUGAUCCGAGAUAAAUGCAUUAUUAAGGGUCAAUUACUUGAUGUGCUGUUUGAUUCGGGUGCUACGCACUCCUUUAUAUCUAUGGACUGUGUGAAGGGUCUAAAUUUGUAUGUGACAGAAUUGCCAUAUAAUGUUGUGGUGACUACUCCUACGAGUAAGCCAGUUGUGACGUCAUGGGUGUGUCUGGGGUACGUAAUGAUGGUACACGGUAGGGAGUUUGAGGUAGACUUAAUUUGUUUAUCUCUUUCUCAACUGGAUGUAAUUCUGGGAAUGAAUUGGCUUCCUACCAACCAUGUGCUGCUGGAUUGUAAGGAGAAAACUUUGAUCUUCGGUGCGACAAUGACAGAGGUUCCAAGGCUUAUGAGUCAAGGUGCGUGGGAGAACACGACGAAUGCCAAGGCCUUUAUGGUAAAGUUUUCGAUGGAGGUCGAAAGCAUGGUGGAGCUGAAGUAUAUUCCGGUGGUGAGGGAUUUCUUGGAGGUUUUCCCCGAGUACAUUUCUGAGCUACCGCCUGAGAAGGAGAUAGAGUUUGCUAUCGACCUCAUUACGGGAGCAAGCCCAACUUCUGUGGCACCUUACAGGAUGUCACAAUGGAGUUGCCAGAGGUCAAGAAGCAAGUAG
Abrus precatorius (Indian licorice) is the source of this 1020-nucleotide messenger RNA. RefSeq lists its product as uncharacterized. Gene Ontology annotation, molecular function: zinc ion binding; nucleic acid binding. The record is from RefSeq and is a predicted model, not a curated record. NCBI's taxonomy places the organism in Eukaryota, Viridiplantae, Streptophyta, Magnoliopsida, Fabales, Fabaceae. The coding region runs from base 1 to 1020 and encodes 339 amino acids. The transcript has a single exon.